CACGUGGGCGGUGCGCGCUCAGUGCGGCUGCGCCGGCCGGUAGCUGCAGCUGGAGCGGUGGCGUUUGGAGGAGACUCGGAUAUAUCUUCUCAGAAGUUUCACAGGAGGGAAAGCAGUGACAAACAAAGAAGUUGUCAUUCUUCGCACGAAACUGGAUGGCUUCUACAGGGAGCCAGGCCUCUGAUAUAGACGAGCUUUUUGGAUUCUUCAGUGAUGGCGCACCCCCCACGAAAAAACCCAGGAAGCUACUUCCAAGCUUAAAAACAAAGAAGCCUCGGGAACUUGUGCUGGUGAUUGGAACAGGCAUAAGUGCUGCAGUUGCUCCUCAGGUUCCAGCCUUAAAAUCCUGGAAGGGGUUAAUUCAGGCCUUACUGGAUGCUGCCAUUGAUUUUGAUCUUCUAGAAGAUGAGGAGAGCAAAAAGUUUCAGAAAUGUCUCCAUGAAGACAAGAACCUUGUCCAUGUUGCCCAUGACCUUAUUCAGAAACUCUCUCCUCGUACCAGUAAUGUUCGAUCCACAUUUUUCAAAGACUGUUUAUAUGAAGUAUUUGACGACCUGGAGUCAAAGAUGGAAGAUUCUGGAAAACAGCUACUUCAGUCAGUUCUCCACCUGAUGGAAAAUGGAGCUUUAGUAUUAACUACAAAUUUUGAUAAUCUCCUGGAACUAUAUGCCGCAGACCAGGGAAAACAACUUGAAUCCCUUGACCUUACUGAUGAAAAAAAGGUCCUGGAGUGGGCUCAGGAGAAGCGGAAGCUGAGUGUACUACACAUCCAUGGGGUCUACACCAACCCUAGUGGCAUUGUCCUUCAUCCAGCUGGAUAUCAGAAUGUGCUCAGGAACACUGAAGUUAUGAGAGAGAUUCAGAAACUCUAUGAAAACAAGUCAUUUCUUUUCCUGGGAUGUGGCUGGACUGUGGAUGACACUACUUUCCAGGCCCUCUUCCUGGAAGCUGUCAAGCAUAAAUCUGACUUAGAACAUUUCAUGUUGGUUCGAAGAGGGGAUGUAGAUGAGUUCAAGAAACUUCGAGAAAACAUGCUUGACAAGGGAAUUAAAGUCAUCUCCUAUGGAAAUGACUAUGCUGAUCUUCCAGAAUAUUUCAAGCGACUGACAUGUGAGAUUGCCACGAGGGGUAGAUCAGCAGGAAUGGUGAGAGAAGGCCAGCUAAACGGCUCAUCUGCAGCACACAGUGAAAUAAGAGGGUGUAGUACAUGAGCGAGCUAGAAAAAUCAACACCAAGCUGUAAGGCCCUAGUGUGGACAAUGUCUAACAAGCAAAUUUAGAAGAACUCAACACAGCUCCCAGGAAGCAGCAAUACCCAGAGGUUGAAAUUUGGGGCAGAGUUGAGGGGGCAGGGAAAUGAUCCAGCUUUUCUUCAUGCUGGCUGGUUCUUGAUAUUCUGCUGCCUGUUCCAGUUCAAGAACACCUGAGUGACAGCAGGACCCAAAUGAAGCCCCCCCACUCUACCCACCCAAGGCUGGACAUGCUUGUGUCCACACAGCAGACCAAUGUUGAUACCUCCACUGACUGUGGCUAUAGCCCUGCAUGAAGGACUUGGGGAGCUAGAAGUCAUAGUCAAUGGGGCUUUUGUUGCAGUUUUGUACUCUACUUGGUUUUUCAACUAAGCUUAAUGGCUUUUUUAAAACAUGACUUGAAGCUCUAGUUUUCUAGAUCUUUCACAGUGUACAGUAUUUUACUUACUGAGCUGUAUUAAAAGCUUGUUCAUUUACUUGCCAG
Sciurus carolinensis (gray squirrel) is the source of this 1733-nucleotide messenger RNA. It is a transcript of the gene Siral1, whose product is annotated as family with sequence similarity 118 member B. The record is from RefSeq and is a predicted model, not a curated record. The transcript is spliced from 9 exons. Lineage: Eukaryota; Metazoa; Chordata; Mammalia; Rodentia; Sciuridae. The coding region runs from base 156 to 1211 and encodes 351 amino acids.